GAGUACUCCGGUAGGCCGAUAGAGUACACACAGACCGGAUUUGAUAGAAGCUAUACUCUCAAGCCAUAUAGCAACAGAACAGUUGGAUUUUAUCCUUAACCGUGCAAUCUCAAUCUGCUUGUAGUUGAACAUGUCAGGGAAGAAGCUGAUCAACAAGGUUGAGGAUGUGGUCGACGAGGCUCUGGACGGAUUAACCAUGAUUAAUCCUGGAAUCAGGAGAAUAAAAGGACAGAGGGUUCUACUACGUGAGACGGUUGACAAGAAGAAAGUGGCAAUUCUCUCAGGCGGAGGAUCUGGGCAUGAACCCUUCUGUGCCGGAUAUAUCGGGACAGGUAUGCUGACCGCUGGAGUAGCUGGCGGAGUAUUCGCCUCUCCGCCAACCUCUUCAAUACUAGAAGGAAUCAGAGCAAUUGCAACCAAUAAUCCAGCCGGAACCCUAGUCCUGGUAUUCAACUAUACCGGAGACAGGCUAAACUUUGGGAUGGGUGUGGAGAGAGCCAGGGCUCAGGGUCUCAAGGUUGAAAUGUUUGUGAACGGCGAGGAUUGUUCUCUCACCACAGCAGACAAGACUGCAGGACGGAGAGGAUUAUGUGGAACCAUGUUUAUCUUCAAGAUCGUCGGAGCAAUGGCGGAGAGAGGAGACUCAUUGGAUUCCAUCCUAAAAGCAACCAGAUCAAUAUCAGCUAACAUGGGUACAAUGGGGUUAUCUCUAGGCCCUUGCAGCUUGCCAGGACAAGGGCCCCUGUUUAAAGUUGCAGAGGAUAAGAUAGAGAUGGGGUUAGGGGUUCACGGAGAGGCUGGAGUAGGAGAGGUUUCACAUACAACAGCAAACCUAGCGGUCAAACAGAUCAUUGAUCAUAUGACAAAGUCAGAUUCUGCUACGAGGAUUGAUUUGAGAGCGGGGGAGAAGGUUGCAGUAAUCUUGAAUAACCUUGGAGGAACCAGUAAACUAGAGGAGCUUAUCAUUGCAAGGGAGGUUGUCAUGCAGCUGGAGGGUCGGGGGUUCAAGGUGGUCAGAUUGUAUGCAGGACAUAUGAUGACCUCCCUAGAGAUGUCCGGGUUCCUUAUCAGCCUGCUCAAGGUUUCAGACAAUCUGGAGUGGUUGGAGUUGUUGGAUGCUCCGACCUCAGCUCCAGCCUGGCCGGCCAACCUAAUGUCGGAUAAUAAUCGCGACAGAUUUAACCCCGAACCUGUCGAGCCCUCUUCAAUAAAGGUUGAUGAUUGGAAGAUGACCGGAGUAAAGUUGAACGACGCUGCAGCAGUGAAGGUUCAAUCUAUCCUGGAGGAGGUUGCCCGAACCCUACAAGGGUUGGAGGCUAAGUUGAACCUGCUGGAUAGUGGAUCCGGAGACGGGGACUGCGGGUCAACCCAUGCUGUGGGAGCUAAAGCACUACUGGAAGGGUUGGCAGGCCUUGAUUGUAAUCAUCCCUGGAUACUCCUACAGCAGCUUGGAGUACUAGCGGAGAGGAUGGGAGGUUCCUCCGGUGGAGUUUAUUCUCUUCUCUUUACAGGAGCAGCCAGAGCUUUCCAGGAUCAAGUAGGAGGCGAGGUGGAUCCAUUGGCUUGGGUCAGGGCUCUUAGGUUUGGUUUGGAGACGGUUAUGAAGUAUGGAGGAGCUGAACCUGGAGAUAGAACCAUGAUCGAUGCCCUCUACCCGGCCCUCCUAGUCCUAGAGGAGACCGGGGGUAAAACCGGUUCUUUAACAGCAGCCGGUGAAGCUGCUCUGACCGGCGCGAAGAAAACGGCGACGAUGGUAGCUAGGGCUGGCAGGGCAAGCUAUGUGUCUAGAGAUAAGGUUUCUGAAGAGGACCCAGGAGCAGUUGCUGCAGCAGCUUGGUUUAAUGUUAUUACUAGUAACCUUUAAAGUUGCUCCCAAUCCCUCCUAGAACUGCUCCCAUGUCUCCUAGAGCUGCUCCGAUAUCUCUCAGAGCUGUUCACAUCCCACUCAGAGAUGCUCCCAAUACAUGGCAUUUUUCAAAUUGUACAAAUAUUGCUCUUGUUGGAGAUUUCGACUAUACCACUGUGUUUUUAUCAUUUUCAUAGGUGAUAAUUUUUGUUACGGUUUUAGAUUCAAGUUUUACCAAUUUUGCUAGAUUUUCUAUGACACGACAGAAUUAUACUUGUGAAGAAAAUAGGGAUUUGGUAAGUUUUCCAAAUACCAAGGCAUGAGAAAUUUCCAGGAUACCCAGACAUUUGGGAAAUUUCUAAAAUAUUUAAAAUACACCACCAUCAGAUUCCAAUAGAAAUUUGGGGAAUCUCGAAUAUUUCCCAAAUACCCAGACAUUUGGGAAAUUUCCCAGAUACCCAAGUAUUUGGUAUAUUUUUAAGAUUUUGGAAAUAUCUCAAAUGAAUGGAUAUUUGGGGAAUUUCCCAAAAACCUAGGCAUUUCGGAAAUUUCCCAGAUACCCAGGCAUGUGGGAAAUUUCCGAAAUUCCCUUAACCCUGUUGGAAUCUGAUGGUGGUGCAUAUUUAAUAAUUUCCCAAAAGCCUGGGUUUUUGGGAAAUUUCUCAAAUGCCUGGGUUUUUGGCAAACUCCUAUUUUUGACAUUUUUCAUAAUUGCUGUCACUUCCUCUGAUUUUCAUAUCCAAAUAGUUUGAAUUCUAUUUAUUAAAAAUUGCACUCUAAAGUUACCAACAAUUAAAACAGAAAGUUAAAGAUAAAUUUAAUAAAAACAUAGAUACAGUUUUAGAAAUUGUAUUUUCAUGACUACUUUGAACCUAAUUUUUAUAUUUUUAUUUUGAAGAUUAAAAAAGUGUAAUAAAUUCAUAGUCAUAAAGUUGACGAGAGGGCA
This is a messenger RNA of Eurytemora carolleeae, 2792 nucleotides long. RefSeq names its product triokinase/FMN cyclase. Gene Ontology annotation, cellular component: cytosol. Bases 131 to 1864 code for a protein of 577 amino acids. The transcript has 15 exons. Gene Ontology annotation, molecular function: glycerone kinase activity; ATP binding. Gene Ontology annotation, biological process: glycerol catabolic process. The record is from RefSeq and is a predicted model, not a curated record. Lineage: Eukaryota; Metazoa; Arthropoda; Copepoda; Calanoida; Temoridae.